CAAACGGCAGCAGCAAGAGCAGCCAUCAGAGAACGGUGAAUCAGUAAUCUGCUGUACGGAGUAUUUCAAUGGGCAGCACUGCUUCUUGACCCUCCUCUCUGCCUGUUAUUAACUUUUCUCCCUCCCCCUCAGCCGUACGAUAUCCGCACCAUUCCCUUCUUAGCACACACACGCACCACAUCAGCCUCGGCUCGGUCACGCUUUCGCCAAGGUUCUGCCACAGCGGCCAGGGGGACAAGUCAGCUCAGCCACGCCUGAAGUCGUCAUAGCCUGACCCAGCACAAGCACAAGGGACAUUUGAAGACUUGAAGAGAAGCCUCCAGGAAUCCGUCCCAGCACCAGCACACCUCCGGCCUCAAACUCUCUAGCAGAACCCGCAGCAGCUGGAGUGUACUCGCCUGCAAUCGAGGAUUCUUCAUCUCUAUAGCACCUGUGAACCCAACCCCCACCCAUGAGCUGGAAGGGCCUGACGAAGAGCGUCGUCCGGACGCCGCAGUCAAUCAAGCAGCGCUUCAACAUCGGUGAGAUCACAAAGGACCCCAUCUACAUCGAUGCCGAAAGACGCUUUCAAGAGUUGGAGAAGGAGACGAAGAAACUCCACGAAGAGUCCAAGAAGUACUUUGAGGCCAUAAAUGGCAUGCUCAACCAUCAGAUCGAAUUUUCCAAAGCCAUCCAAGAGAUAUACAAGCCAAUCUCCGGGCGCAUGUCCGACCCCGAUUCUUUCAUCGAGGAAGGAAACACCGAGGGUAUAAGAGCAUGCGAGGACUACGAAGCAAUCGUCAGAGAGCUCCAAGAAACGUUGGCACCGGAGCUUGAAAUGAUAGAGAGCCGCGUCAUCCGGCCGGCAGACGAGCUCCUGGACAUCAUCAAAGCAGUUCGCAAAAUCGCCGUUAAGCGCGACCACAAGCAGCUCGACUACGACCGCCACCGCGCCACCCUGAAGAAGUUGCAGGACAAAAAGGAUAAGACGCUCAAGGACGAAAAGGCCAUGUACAAGGCGGAAAACGACGUGGAGCAGGCUACACAGGACUUCAACUACUUCAACGACCUGCUCAAGGACGAGUUGCCCAAGCUCUUCAGGCUAGAGCGCGAGUUCAUCAAACCCCUCUUCCAAUCCUUCUACUACAUGCAACUCAACGUCUUCUACACCCUCCACGAGCGCAUGCAGCGCAUCGACAUUGGCUACUUCGACCUCACCCUCGACAUCGAAGCCGCCUUCGAGAAGAAACGCGGCGACGUCCAAGCCCACGCCGAAGCCCUCUCCAUCACCAAGUUCAAGACUACAGGCGGCCGCAGGCCCGGAGCCGUUUCGAAAUACGGCAACAAGGCCCAAGAAGCGAAAGCAGGCUCAAGUCGCACCUCAACCAUAUCCGAUGAUGCGCCGCCUCCCCCAUACAGCCCGGGGCCCGCGAACAACUCGCUCACACCACCGCUAUCGGCGACGAGUUGGGGCUCCGCGGCGAAGGCCAAAGGGGCCGCGCCGCCGCCGCCGAAACCGAAGCCCGCGCGAUUGAGCGGUGCGCCGCCGCCGGAAACGUGCACGGCGCUGUACGAUUACGAGGCGCAGGCGGAGGGCGAUUUGAGCUUCUUGACGGGCGAUGUGAUUGAGAUUGUCACGAGGACGCAGAAUGACCAGGAGUGGUGGACGGGACGGGUGAGGGGGAAGACGGGCCAGUUUCCUGGAAAUUAUGUCAGGAUAAAUCCGUAAUCCCGUCGCGGGCCUUGUGCAUACUGGAGUCUUGGAUCCUUACGGGUUGUAGUCUAGUCUGGUUGUCUCCUUUGGUUGUCAUUGAGCUUUGGAUAUAGCGUUUUGUAUCAAGUACCCCUUUAUUCCUGGCUCCACUCUCGCUUUAGCGGCAUCUUGUGUUUUUAGGGUUGUAAGGCAGUUUUUGCAUAAAGUUACAUUCGGUCGUGUCUCUGCAAUCGUGUUGCUCCAACGGUUUGUGUCGAGAUUGGGGUCGUUCUGACUCGUUUGGGUGAAGGAAGGUUUGGUUGUAAUUUGUGAACACUAACGGAGUCUUCGAGGCUCGGAGCAUAA
Molecule: messenger RNA, 2038 nt
Organism: Westerdykella ornata
Lineage: Eukaryota; Fungi; Ascomycota; Dothideomycetes; Pleosporales; Sporormiaceae
Product: reduced viability upon starvation protein
Exons: 6
Coding region: 452-1708 (418 amino acids)
Biological process (GO): actin cortical patch localization; endocytosis; plasma membrane tubulation
Cellular component (GO): mating projection tip; Rvs161p-Rvs167p complex; actin cortical patch
Molecular function (GO): lipid binding; protein binding
Source: RefSeq, a predicted model, not a curated record